AGCUGCCAGUGGCGCGCAAAACCUGCUCACAAACCUCGUUUCUACAUCGACUCUUGAGGCGCAUCUGGUGUCGAAGCGAACUUAGCACAAAAUCUUUGACCACAAAGGAAUUCUCCUUCAGUCCAAACUACAAACGGCGGCCUUUCGCGCAUCAGCUCAGUAGAUUAUUCUCUUUCCUAGUCUAGUUUUGUCCUAAAUCAACAGCAAGCAUGUUUGAGGCUCGCCUGGUCCAGGGAUCCAUCCUGAAGAAGGUUCUGGAAGCUCUGAAGGAUCACUGCUGGGAUGUGAGCUCCACCGGCAUCUCGCUGCAGAGCAUGGACUCCUCUCACGUCUCCCUGGUGCAGCUCACCCUCCGCAGCGACGGCUUCGACUCCUACCGCUGCGACAGGAACCUCGCCAUGGGAGUCAACCUCAGCAGUAUGUCCAAGAUACUGAAGUGUGCUGGAAAUGAAGACAUAAUCACCCUCAGAGCAGAAGACAAUGCAGACACACUCGCACUUGUCUUUGAGACCAUCAACCAGGAGAAAGUGUCAGACUACGAGAUGAAGUUGAUGGAUCUCGAUGUGGAGCAGUUGGGGAUUCCAGAGCAGGAAUACAGCUGUGUGGUCAAGAUGCCUUCAGGGGAGUUUGCCCGUAUCUGCCGAGACCUCUCUCAGAUCGGCGACGCCGUCAUGAUCUCCUGCGCUAAGGAUGGAGUGAAGUUCUCCGCCUCUGGAGAGCUGGGCACAGGAAACAUCAAACUCUCUCAGACCAGCAAUGUGGACAAAGAGGAGGAGGCAGUCACUAUUGAGAUGAACGAGCCUGUUGGGCUGAUUUUCGCCCUCAACUACCUGAACUUCUUCACAAAGGCCACACCGCUGUCAAAGACCGUCACCCUCAGCAUGUCAGCUGACAUCCCUCUGGUUGUGGAGUACAAGAUUGCUGACAUGGGUCACGUCAAGUACUACCUGGCGCCCAAGAUCGACGAGGAGGCUUCCUAAGAUGUGUGAAAGCCAAAUUAAGGGAAGACCGAUCCGAGAAGCAGGAGGAGACUUUGAGGCUGGCCUGAGAGCUUCAGUGGUCCGAACAUGCCCCAUUCUUAGAAUGUCAGCACUUUAAGUCUCUUUCUCUCUCACCAUGCCCUGCCUCAUUCACACCUGCAGUUUGGUUUUGUAGAUUUGUAAAUACUUUGCUCUCUCACUCUUAGCCUUACCCAAUUGUUUUUGUAUCCGAUGACUCUGUUUCAAAUAAAUGAUCAUGUUUC
This is a messenger RNA of Nerophis ophidion (straightnose pipefish), 1243 nucleotides long. It is a transcript of the gene pcna, whose product is annotated as proliferating cell nuclear antigen. Gene Ontology annotation, biological process: regulation of DNA replication; leading strand elongation; translesion synthesis. NCBI's taxonomy places the organism in Eukaryota, Metazoa, Chordata, Actinopteri, Syngnathiformes, Syngnathidae. Gene Ontology annotation, molecular function: DNA polymerase processivity factor activity; DNA binding. Gene Ontology annotation, cellular component: PCNA complex. The record is from RefSeq and is a predicted model, not a curated record.